Messenger RNA from Helianthus annuus (common sunflower), 1030 nucleotides. Its product is annotated as gamma-interferon-responsive lysosomal thiol protein-like. The record is from RefSeq and is a predicted model, not a curated record. The transcript has 5 exons. Gene Ontology annotation, molecular function: oxidoreductase activity, acting on a sulfur group of donors, disulfide as acceptor. Bases 29 to 814 code for a protein of 261 amino acids. NCBI's taxonomy places the organism in Eukaryota, Viridiplantae, Streptophyta, Magnoliopsida, Asterales, Asteraceae.
AGUGGGGUAGGUAACAACUAACAAUAACAUGGAGGCCCAUCGUCGCAAUAAUCGCCGGUCAAAUAUUUUACUUCUUUUAAUCGUCUCGUUAGCUGCAACUCUAGUGACGUCAUCUGCAUCUCCGAUCACCGUCACCACCGGAGAAAAAGUGGAACUGUCGUUAUACUACGAAGCUCUGUGUCCGUACUGUGAGAAUUUCAUACUCAACUAUCUGUACAAGAUAUUCGAUAACGGUUUGAUUUCGAUCGUUGACCUCAAGCUCAGUCCUUAUGGGAAUGCUAAGAUUCGUUCUAACGGCACUAUCGUCUGUCAGCACGGUGAAUGGGAAUGCGUGCUAAAUAAUGUAGAGGCCUGUGCAAUCCACGCCUGGCCGGUCGUGAGCGACCACUUCCCUUUUAUCUAUUGUGUGGAAAGUUUAACUUACACAGCGAAGUAUGAUGAGUGGGAAACUUGUUUUGAAAAAUUAAAUCGGGACCCGAAACCUGUUACUGAUUGCAUCGCUAGUGGCUACGCACAUGAGCUUGCGCUACAAUAUGCAGAUGAAAUAAACGCGCUUGAACCUCCUCAUACAUAUGUGCCAUGGGUCGUUGUGGACGGAAAGCCAAUAUACGAUGAUUACACAGAUUUCGUAAGCUUCGUUUGUAAAGCUUAUAAAGGGUCAAACCCUCCCCAAGCCUGUCUUGGUUUAUCUCUCCCGACUGCCACCACGAAUUACAAUGCAAAACCAUUAAAUCAUGUCUGCUACAAAGAAGACGAUAAUGCAAAGUUGAAGUCAAUACGUUCGGAAACCAUCUCAGCAACCGCUGCUUCUUAGGUGCACCAUGUUAGCAUGGUGGAAUCUAUAUAAGAUUAGUGUGGUGUGUUUUUACGAACUUAUUUACUAGUAACUCCUUUUUCUCGGGUUUGUGGAUUUUAAGUGGUUUAAGUGUAACUUUCAAACAUGUAUGAUUAUGAUACCGAAUCACAUGAAGUUUGUCGCACGAGUGUGGUUGGCGUACUUGUUCAUAAUAUAAAACGUUAUAUUCUAAAA